GUCUGACAAACGUGCCGCAUGUGGAGCAUAUCGGCCGCUAAAAUCCUCCAACUCAACGACAAAAGGACUUUAAAUCUUUUCUUUUUUCUAUAUUUCGCCUCCCUCACUUGUCGCAUACAACAAUAGAUCAUCUCCUCCGCUUCUCCUGUCGUUACACUUGCGCUGUUUUCUGCAUUGGCUUGUUACCAUGUCUGUCCCUCGUGUAAAACGUGUGGCGGUCAUCGGCGCCGGACCAGCGGGUGCUAUUGCGGUUGAUGCUUUGGCGCAAGAGAAGACGUUUGAUCUUAUCAGGGUUUUUGAACGCCGUGAAGGGCCUGGAGGAUGUUGGUAAGUCAUCAGAUUUCUAGUAAACUACCAGAUUAUAUGGUGAGAGAAUUUGAGCUGACGGUGUAAGGAUUGGUGAUACAACUCAACCUCCAACAAUCUCAAAUCUGGCAAAGCUCGCAGAUCGUACAGCAGAUGAGCAACUGCCCAUCCCUGAGACUUUACCAACACUUCUUCCCAAGUCCACGCAACCACGCCAUGAAGAAUCAUCUCUGUACCCAUACCUAGAAACCAACGUUGACACAUCCACCAUGGAGUUCACACAAGAGCCCAUCCCCGAAAUCCGCAGUGAGAGAUCAAUCGGGAUGCACGGCCCCGAGACGCCCUUCCGGCACUGGAAAGUCAUGCGUGACUACAUCGCAGGUAUCUUGCAUCGUAACCACUACGAAGAUCUCAUCUCGUACAACACCACCGUGGAACAUGUUGAGAAGACCGGUGAUGAGUGGAAGGUUGUGUUGAGAAAGGAGGGAAAGAAGCAGGAUUACUGGUGGAGUGAGACUUUUGAUGCUGUGGUUGUGGCGAGCGGCCAUUACUGGGUGCCGUAUAUUCCGGCUGUGGAGGGCUUGGAGCGGUUUGAGAAGACGAGGCCGGGAAGUGUGGUGCACAGCAAGCACUUCCGAGGUCGAGACUCUUUUCACGGCAAGAGAGUCGUUGUUGUGGGUGCUUCUGUAUCAGCGGCUGAUAUCGCAGUUGAUCUCGUCGACACAGCCAAAUCACCAAUUCACUGCGUCACCAUCGGCCACACCACAAACGUCUUCUUCGGCGACACAGCCUUUGACCACCCCAAGAUCCAGCAACAUCCAUCCAUCGCCAAGGUCGUCAACCUAACAGUGCACUUCAUCGACGGAACCAGCGUUGCAGAUGUAGACCACAUCAUCUUCGGCACAGGCUACAGCUGGACCCUCCCAUUCCUCCCCUCCCUCCCCGUCCGCAACAAUCGCGUCCCCGGUCUAUACCAACACAUCGUAUGGCAGAAAGAUCCGACGCUGCUCUUCGUCGGCGCAGUAGGCGCAGGUCUCACGUUCAAGAUCUUCGAGUGGCAAGCCGUCUACGCAGCUCGUAUCCUCGCAGGCCGAGCGUCUGUACCUUCACAGGAGGAGAUGCAGAGGUGGGAGGAUGAGAGGAUACAGACACACGGCGAUGGACCAAAGUUCUCUGUUGUGUUUCCGGACUUUGAGGAUUACUUUGAGGCGGUGAGGGAGCUUGCGGGUGAGGGUGAGCCAGGGGUGGGACGCAAGUUGCCCAAGUUUAGGAGGGAGUGGUUUAGGAAUUUUAUAGAGGGUACGGAGUUGAGGAAAGGAUUGUGGAGGAGGUGGAAUGGGAAGGCGAAGGCGGAUCUUGAGAAGGAUGGUGUGAAGGCGAGGUUGUAGAUGGAUUUGGGCUGUAGAGUAGAUAUUGUGUUUGAUCUAGAUUUAGACGUAUAAAUAGAGCAGGAAUAUAGAACUCCGAUCAAAGAGCCAGAAAUUGACUAUACCUGGUCACCAUGUUCGGAGCACUGAAUGUCUCAUAUACAUUAACAAGGUGCCGGAGUUCAAAGUGCUGGAG
Messenger RNA from Fusarium odoratissimum NRRL 54006, 1869 nucleotides. RefSeq names its product dimethylaniline monooxygenase (N-oxide forming). The record is from RefSeq and is a predicted model, not a curated record. Lineage: Eukaryota; Fungi; Ascomycota; Sordariomycetes; Hypocreales; Nectriaceae. Gene Ontology annotation, molecular function: NADP binding; flavin adenine dinucleotide binding; N,N-dimethylaniline monooxygenase activity. The coding region runs from base 576 to 1694 and encodes 372 amino acids. The transcript has 2 exons.